Messenger RNA from Passer domesticus (house sparrow), 1892 nucleotides. RefSeq names its product TMEM9 domain family member B (gene TMEM9B). Lineage: Eukaryota; Metazoa; Chordata; Aves; Passeriformes; Passeridae. Gene Ontology annotation, cellular component: lysosomal membrane. Gene Ontology annotation, biological process: positive regulation of canonical NF-kappaB signal transduction. The transcript has 5 exons. The coding region runs from base 376 to 885 and encodes 169 amino acids. The record is from RefSeq and is a predicted model, not a curated record.
GUCACGGUGGUGCUCCCGGUACCGGGCCCUCCCUCCGCCCGCCGCCCCCGCCGGGCGCUGGGCUCCCGCGGGUGGUUCCGCCUUCCCGGCCCCGCGGCUCUAGGGGAAGGCCGGAGCCGGUGGUUUCGUGCGGGCGCUGCCCUGCCGCGCUCGGCGGAGGAGCGGGGCCUCCCCCGGUCCCCGCCGGCUCGCAGCCGUCGCUCUGCCGCGGUGCCCGGGGACACCGUCACGCACAGCUGCGAGCGGAGCUGCCGGGGCUGGGCUCCGCUCGCUGCCCGGCUGAGUGCGAGCCCUCCCUGCCGCGGCCGUGGCGGGCACUGUCACGGCGGGCAGGGAGCUGCGGCUCUGCCUUUGGCUCUCCCCAAACACGUGUGGAUGUUCUCCCUAUUAAUGAACUCUGAGGAUGUCCGGUGUAAAUGCAUCUGCCCUCCUUACAAGGACCACUCAGGCCAUAUUUACAACAAAAAUGUUUCACAGAAAGAUUGUGAUUGUCUCCAUGUGGUGGAGCCUAUGCCUGUCCCUGGACCUGAUGUAGAAGCUUAUUGCUUACGUUGUGAGUGCAAAUAUGAGGAGAGAAGCUCAGUCACAAUUAAGGUGACAAUCAUCAUAUACCUGUCCAUUUUGGGCCUGCUUCUUCUGUACAUGGUGUACCUUACCCUGGUGGAACCCAUCCUGAAGAGGCGUCUCCUUGGACACUCACAGCUCAUACAAAGUGAUGAAGACAUUGGGGACCACCAGCCCUUCGCCAACGCCCACGACGUGCUGGCGCGCUCGCGCAGCCGCGCCAACGUGCUCAACAAGGUGGAGUACGCGCAGCAGCGCUGGAAGCUGCAGGUGCAGGAGCAGCGCAAGUCCGUCUUCGACCGGCACGUCGUGCUCAGCUAAGCGGGGCUCGGGCAAGGAGCCCCGGGGAUGCAAAGAGCUGAUAGAAGUCUUCCUGAUCCUGCCAAUUCAUAAGAGUUUUCUUGAAUGAUUUGUUAUUGAUUUAAAAAAAAAAACAAACAAACAACAAAUUAAAGGAGUGUUUGAACUUUGGAGGGAUGUACUGGAGUGGAAGGAGUUUAAACAGAUUAGUUAAUCAAAAGCUUAAAUCUUUACGUUUUCAAAUGGCUUUUACUAACAAAACUGAAAAGAAAACAAACCCUAAGAUACCUUGGGUUGCCACUGUGGUACAUUAUUUACAGUUGUGACUUUAUGGUGAUUUUUAACUAUAUAUUUCUCUCUAUUUAUGUGGUUAAAAAGUACCUGGGAACACAGUAAUAACUUGCAACUCACUAAUCACUUUAUGUAAAGACCUUUUGUAAAUAUACUUGGAUUUUCUGCUGAUUGAUGCUAGGUACUGGAAAUCAAAAUCUUGCAGUGUAGUUUUGGUCUCAGAGAAUGAAACCCUGCUGGCUGUGUUCAUUUGGUUUCUUGCACUCGUACUUUCAAGAUGCUUGUAUGGCAAGUGAUGUCUGCAGACUUGAGGCAAAACAUAAGUGGACACUGACUCCUGGAGCUGCAUAUUUCAAGUACUGUGAUGUAGAUAAAUUCAAAUGCAGUGCACAUUCAAGCCAGUGUUGAUAUUUUGUUCUAUUUUGCUUUAACAGCUUAAUAUAUUGUAGGUGUAUGAUAGCUCUUAUAAAAUCUUUCCCUUUCUUUUCAUGGGUAAAGUCUCAGGAGUUAGUAUAAGAUGAAAUAUUUAUUAUAAAAACCUUCCUGCAUUUGUUUGGAUUGAUGGUGUAAGGCACAUACUUUCUCUAGCACCUGUCAUCUUGGGAGUUAGGUGUAUUUUUUUAUCUGUGACUCUGUACUCAUCUCUCUUCAGAGGUUAUACAGUUGCUGGAUGACUAACUUUCAUAUAUCCCCUUUGGAAUGUAACAAUUAAAGAUAAAACUGAUUUUUGAAAAAUG